This is a messenger RNA of Arachis duranensis, 2718 nucleotides long. Its product is annotated as golgin candidate 3. Gene Ontology annotation, cellular component: Golgi apparatus. Gene Ontology annotation, molecular function: small GTPase binding. The record is from RefSeq and is a predicted model, not a curated record. Gene Ontology annotation, biological process: Golgi organization; endoplasmic reticulum to Golgi vesicle-mediated transport. The transcript has 15 exons. The coding region runs from base 280 to 2523 and encodes 747 amino acids. NCBI's taxonomy places the organism in Eukaryota, Viridiplantae, Streptophyta, Magnoliopsida, Fabales, Fabaceae.
UUCUGUUUAUUCGUCUCCUUCUCCGUUUAAAUCUGAGAUCUAAGCUCAUCAGAGAAAAAAAGAGAAACACAAAUAUCCCGAAAUUGCAUUGCCAUUAUUGGAAGUAGUUCCCUCACUCUCACUCAUUUCAAUUUCAAAUUCGAUUCCACAAUCAUCACAGACGCAUCUAUCUCUAUCCAUUCAUCUAAUAAUAUAUUUAUUAUAAUACUUCAUCGAUUAUUUUUGUUAUUAUUAUUUUUGGUUUUCAAAUUUGAUGUAAAUUUGGGAAAAUUUUGAAAGAUGUGGGGCACCAUUGCCAAUUUGAAGGAGAACUUGAACAAGAUCGCACUCGACGUUCACGACGACGACGACGAUGACGAAAUCCUUAGCAUCUACGCCGGAAGUCCUGCCGCCGUCUCCGAUCGUCGGAAUUCACACGGCUCCGCUCAUUCCAAAUCGCCGGCAGUUAGAUCUCGUCCCCUCGCAAAUGGCACCGAUCACGCGCAUACGUCUCUUUCCGAGAUAGAACAAUACAAAGCAGAAAUCAAGAGACUUCAGGCAUCAGAGGCAGAAAUUAAAGCUCUUUCAGUUAACUAUGCAGCUCUAUUAAAAGAAAAGGAGGAUCACAUUGUUAGAUUGAAUAAAGAAAAUGGCUCAUUAAAACAGCAUUUGGAUGCUACUAGCGCUGCAUUGAGAGUCUCCAGAACUGAAGCAUCAACAAGUGGAACUUAUUCUGUCAAGGGAAGUAAUGACCAAUCACCCAAUCGACAGAAUAAGUUCACAACCCAAAGUAAGACGGAAUCUAAAAAUUCAAAUUUACAAGGAAAUGAGAAGGAGCUUGCAGAUUUAGUUGAUGGAAGAAAUAGGCCAACAGCAGAUGCUGUACAACAUACAGCUGAGAUACAAAAGUUGAAGUUGGAAAUGGAGCAAGAACGUGCUCGAUUGGCAAAGAUUCAGCUAAAAUGCCAAGAGGAACAGAAAUUGAACAAGUCCUUUCAGGAGGAGCUUAAAAUAUUAAAGCUGGAUAGAGACAAAACAUCUAUGGAGAUGACGAAAAUACGUGAUGAACUGAAUGAGAAAGUAUCAGAAAUAAAGCGACUACAAAUUGAGUUAACUAGAAGGGAAAGUGACGUAGCAGGUGAGGCAGUGGAUAGCUUGAAAAGACUUGUCAAAACCUUAGAGAAGGAAAAUGCCACUCUUAAGAUGGAAAAGAAUGAAAUUGAGGCUGCUCUUGAAACAAGCAGGAAGUCUUUAGCGGCUAAUGUCCUUUCCAGUGCUUCUCAGAUGUCAGAUCCUUCCAAAAGUUUUCCAGAAAAGGAAGAAAUGGAAAGAUCCAUACAAAAGCUAAAUAAAGAUUUGAUGGAUACACGGCGAGAAAAGGAGAAAGCAGUACAGGAAUUGACCCGCCUUAAACAACAUUUGUUGGAAAAGGAAGCCGAAGAAUCAGAAAAAAUGGACGAAGACAUCAAAAUUAUUGAAGAUCUAAGGCAAAGCAAUGAUUAUUUAAGGGCUCAAGUAUCAAAUCUUGAGAGAACCCUGAAGCAGGCAGUUUUAAGUCAGGAAGAACUGAAGAUGGCAAACAACAGCGAAGUUCUCAAGUCUAGAGAAAUCAUCGACGACCUGGACAAGAAGCUUUCAAACUGUAUCAGCACAAUAGAUGCUAAGAAUCAUGAACUUUUGAAUCUACAGACUGCUCUUGGGCAGUACUAUGCUGAAAUUGAAGCCAAGGAACAUUUAGAAGGAGAGUUGGUUCGUGCAAGAGAAGAAACAGCUAGGCUUACUCAACUUCUGAGAGAUGCCGAAAAUAAAGUAGAUGUAUCUAGGACUGAGAAUGAAAAAGUUUUAGCCCAGCUUGCGCAUUCUGAGAAGGUACAAACUGAAUGGAGAAGCAGAGUAGUUAAACUCGAGGAAGACAAUUCCAAAGUUAGGCGAGCUCUUGAGCAAAGUAUGAUGCAACUAAAUAGAAUGUCUCUGGAUUCAGAUUAUCUUGUUGACAGGCGCAUUGUUAUAAAAUUACUCGUAACUUAUUUCCAGAGAAAUCACAGCAAAGAGGUUUUGGAUCUAAUGGUUCGCAUGCUUGGAUUCUCUGAUGAAGACAAGCAAAGAAUAGGUGCUGCUCAACAAGGUGGUAAAGUUCGUGGAGUUCUUGGUCUGCCCGGUCGCCUGGUUGGAGGCAUCUUGCGAGGAAGUUCAACUGACACAGCUGCAAGUGCGGGAUCCAAUGAUCAGUCCAUUGCGGAUCUGUGGGUUGAUUUUCUUCUCAAGGAAACCGAAGAACGAGAAAAGAGGGAAUCAUCAACAGCAAAUACUGCUGACCCUAUUGAGGAUUCACCAGAUAAAGGUCCAAAUACUGUUCCUGCUGCUCCACCAAUAUCACCAUUUUCCAACCACAGGCUUGGCAAUAGAACAGCUUCUGCUUUUUCAAUUAAUCAGAAAAUUAGUGUUCCCCCUCGUAUCUCUAAUUUUAACUCCGAGUUCUCAACAGUUCCUCUUACCCCGUCUGGUGAAAAACCUUCUAGUUCAGACCUGCUUCCAAGAUUUUAAAUAAACAGUGGAAUUAUGUAAUUAAUCAAAAAAGUAUAGAUCAUUGGUGGUUAAAAUGUAGGCAUGCAAUGAUUUUCAAUUAAUUCUUUCACAUUCAAAAUUAGUCUUAAUUUAAACAUUACCGUCGUCAUAUCGGGUGGAUUCACGUGUACAUAGUUUAAAAAUUCAAGGUUAUAUGCUCAAUUUUGUGAUGCA